AUGUCCAAUUUCUCCUUGAAUUCUAGCUUUUUGCUGUUGGAAUUUUCCAAGGUCCGAGAACUACAAAUCUUACACUUCAUUGCAUUCCUAGGAUUGUACAUGGCAAUCAUGAUUGGGAAUCUUCUCAUCAUUGCUGCUGUAGUCCUUGACCAUCAUCUGCACACACCCAUGUACUUUUCCCUCAUGAACUUGGCCAUGAUGGACCUUGGCUCCAUUUCAGUCACCAUACCCAAAUCCAUGACAAAUUCCCUUAUGAACAGCAGGUUGAUUUCUUAUUUUGGAUGUGUUUCUCAAGUUUUCUUUUAUUUGUUCUUUGAGGUAUCUGAUUUUGUCCUCCUUACAAUAAUGGCACAUGACCGGUAUGUUGCCAUCUGCAAUCCACUUCGAUAUGAGGCCAUCAUGAAUAAAAGAGCUUGCAUCCAGAUGGCAUUUAGUGCAUGGUUUAGUGGUCUUCUCUAUGCUUCAGUUCAUACUUGCAGCAUGUUCUCCAUCACUUUGUGCUCUAAUGUUGUCAAUCAGUUCUUCUGUGAAAUCCCAGCAUUGUUGAAGCUCACCUGCUCAGACUUAUACUUCGUUGAAUUUGGGCUUCUUCUGCUUGGUUGCAACAUGUCUUUAGGCUGUUUCAUUUUUAUCAUAGUAACAUAUGUACAGAUCUUCACUGCAGUGCUUAGGAACCCGUCCAUGCAGGGGAAGCAAAAAGCCCUCUCCACUUGCCUUCCCCAUCUCACUGUGGUCUUUGUCUUUGUGUUCACUGGGGUCUUUGCUUAUAUGAGGCCUCCAACUGUGACUUCAUCUGAGCAGGAUCUGGCCUUUGCUAUUACAUAUACCAUAGUUCCAUCCAUGAUGAAUCCAGUGGUCUAUAGCAUGAGAAACAAGAAGCUCAAGGAUGCCCUGAGGAAGCUCUUAAGUGUUUAA
Elgaria multicarinata webbii is the source of this 915-nucleotide messenger RNA. Its product is annotated as olfactory receptor 14I1-like. Gene Ontology annotation, molecular function: G protein-coupled receptor activity; olfactory receptor activity; odorant binding. The coding region runs from base 1 to 915 and encodes 304 amino acids. Gene Ontology annotation, biological process: G protein-coupled receptor signaling pathway. Gene Ontology annotation, cellular component: membrane. The record is from RefSeq and is a predicted model, not a curated record. The transcript has a single exon. Lineage: Eukaryota; Metazoa; Chordata; Lepidosauria; Squamata; Anguidae.